Hyalella azteca is the source of this 2231-nucleotide messenger RNA. RefSeq names its product delta(7)-sterol 5(6)-desaturase ERG3B. Gene Ontology annotation, biological process: sterol biosynthetic process. The record is from RefSeq and is a predicted model, not a curated record. Gene Ontology annotation, molecular function: C-4 methylsterol oxidase activity; iron ion binding. Lineage: Eukaryota; Metazoa; Arthropoda; Malacostraca; Amphipoda; Hyalellidae. The transcript is spliced from 7 exons. The coding region runs from base 245 to 1456 and encodes 403 amino acids.
CACUCGACGCAGUUCUCUUGACUCUUCAUCAGCAUUCAGCAUCGGCAGUCAAUCGCGGACCUUUGAGAAGUGCGGUUGCCUGCUGAUAAGUGACCGGUAUGCUCGGGCGACCGAUAAUUCGGAAAAUCUAUGUGAAAAACUAAGUAUUUUUGGGAUUCAUCUAUUAUUCUUUCCUGUAUAUUGUCUCUAAUUAAUGGUUUUGUGGUGCAGAUAACAUUUGAGUAAUCAAGUUACAGUGUCGAAGAUGACGUCUUCGAGGACCGUUACCAAAACCAAAGUCGCCAAAUCCCGUUCUAAAAUGGCCAAAGAUCCCAUGGCAGUCACAUGGACUGAAAAUUAUAGCGACACAAUAGAAAAAUAUUGGAAGCGUCUCCCGAAAAGCGUGGCAAAUAUUAUUGUGUUCCUCUCGGUCUUCAUCCUUGGAGCGACAGUUAGAGGAGAGUGGCUGCACAUCGCUGCUCACUUCUUCAGGGCCUUCUUCGGCGCCGGCGUCAGCAGCGCUGGCACCCCUGACGCCCCCUUUAACAGCUCGGGCCCCGGGGGCCUGCCCCUGUAUACCAACCGCCUGCAAAACUGGCCCUACUAUUUCGUGGUCUCCGUCAUAGUUUCCUACACGUUCUUCUUCGGGAUAGGAGGCUUCUUGCACUGGUAUUACUACGUGAACAGACGUGACCGCGCGCACGAGUGGAAGUGUCAGCCGGACAACUGGCUGAGUCCUGAGCUAGAGAGACAUGAGAUCCUACUGGGUUCCUUCUCGCUGUUUAUUGGUGCGACGAUAUCCUCGCUGGUGUCCUGCUACGUCAUGAACGGCGGCGAGACCUGCAUCUACUACAACAUCGACGAGUAUGGCUGGACCUGGUACUUUAUCUCGUGGCCAUUCACUUUCAUAUGGCAGGACUACCUGACGUACUGGCACCACCGCAUGUACCAUCACCCGCUGCUGUACCGCCACUUCCACAAGCUCCACCACAAGUACAAGCAGCCAACCGCCUUCAGCGUCACCGCCAUCCACCCCUUCGAGUUCGUACACAUGCAGGGUGUCAUGGUCAGCCCUAUGUUCCUCUUCCCCGUGCACUGGACGACGUUCGUGACGCUGCUGAUGUACCUUUACUACCACGGCAUCAUCGACCACUCGGGCAUCAACUUCAAGGCAUAUUGGUGGCAGCCGUGGCAGCCAGACUGCAUCUUCCACGAUAACCACCACCAAUACUUCCACGUCAACUUCGGCUUCAACUGCGAGCUCUGGGACAAGAUUCACGGAACGUACAGACAGAAGGACAAGAUAUACAACGAAGAGAUAUUCUUCGGACAAGGGAAGGACAUCGCGGACUGCGACGAGGCUGAACUGGUCGUGGACUUGGCGGAGCGGCGCUCAGAGAACAAGCUCGCCUACCGCGGCACCGUACAGGAGGAACAGGUUCAGGUUCUGGCGAAGAAACUUAAUAAGAAAAAGUGAUGUCUCGAGGUCCCAAUAGCACCGAUAUAUAAUUAAUCGAGGUCCCAAUAGCAUCAAUAUAUAAUUAAAUUAAAAGAUUUCCUACGAAGAAACUUAAUAAGAAGAAGUGAUGUCUUGAGGUCCCAAUAGCACCAAUAUAUAAUUAAUCGAGGUCCCAAUAGCAUCAAUAUAUAAUUAAAUUAAAAGAUUUCCUACGAAGAAACUUGAUAAGAAGAAGUGAUGUCUCGAGGUCCCAAUAGCACCGAUAUAUAAUUGAAUUAAAAGAUUUCCUAUUUUGCUUCUCUGUUCAGUUAGAGUUUAACUUAUUCUAACAUCGAACCCUAAGUUACGCAAGUCAAGAUGAGAGAGCUUUCAGCCGCUUAUUAUUACAUGGUCUCAGUACAUGCAAAAAGAGAAUUGUAAAUUCUUGAAUAUAAGGCAACAUGUGUAUUAUUUUCAAAAUACAUACCUUCUUUUCUUAUAGAAGCUCUUUAAAUUCAAGUGCAAGUAUUAAUUAAUUACGUUAACCAGAAUAAUUAAAUACACAUGGAAGUCAGUAUACUUAUUGCAAACAUGUAUGCCCGACGCUCUUUCAUUAGACGAUAAUUUUCUUACCAAGCAAAUCAGUCGGCUAGUUUUUGUGAAGAAACAGUCGUCUCUCGAUGUCAAAACGAUAUUCAGCAUUGGUUUAAUGAGAUUUGAUUAAACUGAAUUCUGUAUAUUGUUGUUUUGAGCGACAAUUCAUUAAUUGCCUUAAUAUAACAUGCAAUAACAUGUGGAUUAAAAGAAUAUAAAA